Messenger RNA from Symbiodinium pilosum, 1446 nucleotides. Lineage: Eukaryota; Dinophyceae; Suessiales; Symbiodiniaceae. The record is from the annotation of a GenBank genome assembly.
AUGUCGGGCGACUUGGCAAGGCUGGCAGACACCAUGCCAAACUUAGAUGAGCUCUGCCUGCAUCUGGCCUGGCGACGCAACUUGCUUAAGAUCUCUGCGCAGGUAUCUGAGGACGAGGAUGGCCCUCCCGAGGAGGUCACCACCGGCCUCGGCUCCCAGCAAGCACAAAACCAAGAUGCAAAUGAGGAGGCCGUGGAAGCACAUGCUCGCGCGCCCAAAGAGGAUGCUGGCGCAACUGCGAGAAAAGCUCAAAGGAAGAAAAAACGCGGUGACGUCACCGAAAGAGCAAAGUAUGUCUGGCAAGAACCUGCUAACCAGGAGCUUCUGCAAGCUCUGAAGAUGGAGCAGCAGGAGAAGCGCAAGAGCAACGCCCGUGCAACACAGGCGGAGAAGGAUGGCAUCACUUUGCUGCGAACUGAAGCCGCGCAGGCGGCCCAGGAACUGGAUGCCGUUGACUUCCUGAACAAGGUGUCACUGAUGUCAGUGAAGCCUGACCGGCAGAAGAUGCUCAGCAGCUCAGCAGCUGGCACUUGCAGGAGUUGUUUGGCAAUCGAAAGCGCCGAGCCGGUAAGAGGAGUGUCUCAGAUCGUUACGAUCGGAACGUGCUCGCCGGGUGCAGUCCCUGCCACAGUCAGCAUUCACUUAGUUUUGGCUGCAAAGAAUCCAGAACGCGAGGAAGGGGAGGGCGCUGUCUCCGGCGGCCCAGACGUGCAAGCGGAGAUUGUACAAACGAUCGAGGCUCAGGUCCUUCCCCCUCGGCAGGUGGCUCGUCUUAUCGAAAACGCGCGCAUCGACACUGAAUCCAAGGUAAAAAUGGAACUUAAACAGAUCCGCCAGACGAUGAUGGCGAUGGAUGAGCGUCUUGAUCAGCUUCUGGCACAUCUGGAUGGCCUGCAAACUCCAGAAUCCUCAGAGCCAGCUCUCACGGCUGAGGCGGUAGCCCAACUUCUCUCGAAAACCGAGCAGCAGUGGGGCCAGGAGAUCAGGACGUUAAAGCAGGAGCUGCACCAGACCAUCUUGGCGCACAACCACAACGCAGAUCUUAUAAAGCAUCACAAGGAUUCUAUAGAUGCACUUCGUGAGCGAUGCGGCAAGAUGCAGGGCAAUUCGACGAAAACUGCUGAGAUCCAGCUGCAGCUGAGACAGCUGGACGCGAGACUUAAGCAGCAGCAGAAGCAACGGAAGUUGGAUCCGCUAUUCGAAAGGUUGUCAGCCCUGGAACUGAAAGUUGCGACGGGCGCUCAAUCUGGUGCUUGGGGUGCCUUCCCGCGACCACCAGUGGCUCUACCUCCUGGCAUUUCAGCUCCGCCGGGUAUCGGCAUCGAGGCAGUCGCGCCUGGCCUGCAGACUACCACGAAGGAUCGCGACCUGACCCCCGCGAUCCCUGCGACUGUCGCCGCAGGCGACGCUGACGGCUGCGCGACAUCGCAGGUUGGGGGCCAAUGA